This is a messenger RNA of Poeciliopsis prolifica (blackstripe livebearer), 9414 nucleotides long. RefSeq names its product purine-rich element binding protein G (gene purg). Gene Ontology annotation, biological process: regulation of transcription by RNA polymerase II. Gene Ontology annotation, molecular function: RNA polymerase II transcription regulatory region sequence-specific DNA binding; DNA-binding transcription factor activity, RNA polymerase II-specific; purine-rich negative regulatory element binding. The transcript has a single exon. NCBI's taxonomy places the organism in Eukaryota, Metazoa, Chordata, Actinopteri, Cyprinodontiformes, Poeciliidae. Bases 483 to 1520 code for a protein of 345 amino acids. Gene Ontology annotation, cellular component: nucleus. The record is from RefSeq and is a predicted model, not a curated record.
AAAACCAGCAUCCUGUUUCACAUGUUCUCUACAGGGACAUGAUGUUCGUCUGAAUGGAGGGCAGGAGUCUCGGUGGAUCCUGCAUUACGCUGCCAUAAAUCCGCGCAGUGGAGAAGAGCUGCAGUGAAUGCAGCCUUCAGUCACUGCUGACGUCGCGUCUCUUUAACAGAGGGCUUCUCAGGACGGGGAGGGGCGGGGGGUGAACGAGUUCAUCGGGUUCAUUCCUGUAUCGCAGGUCGGCUGUUCCCGGUUCCCUGUGUUAACGAGAGGCUGCGGCACAAACCGCUGAUGAAACAUGGAACCAGACCGCAUCGGAGACCGGAUACAUGGUGUUCAUUCUGGACUCUGACCGGAUGAGUUGAUAGCUUUAAAACACGCAGCCAUUUUCAGGUGAACCUGUGCUCUUUCAGCCAGCUGCAGCCUGUAUGUUGGGAAUGGAGAAAUCGCUUUUUCCUGUGCAGGCUGCUGCUGCUGGAAUAUAAAUGAUGAUGAUGAUGGCUGAUGGGUGCUGCAGGGGAACGGAGAGAAGCAGGGGUAAGAUCCCGUCCGAUUCUCUGUCCAGACACGCGUAUCCCCAGCAGUACAGCCAGGCUGGAGCAGCGCAGCAGGGAAAUGACAUUCAGGAACUGGCCUCAAAACGCGUUGAUAUCCAGAAGAAACGCUUCUAUCUGGACGUGAAGCAGAGUGUGCGCGGUCGCUUCCUGAAGAUAGCGGAGGUGUGGAUCGGGAGAGGGCGUCAUGAUAACAUCAGGAAGAGCAAGCUGACCCUGUCCAUGUCAAUGGCUCCGGCUCUGCGAUACUGCCUGGGAGAUUUCAUCGAUUAUUACGCCCGAAUCGGACUGCGGGGGAGCCUGGCCCAGACCCCGCAGCUGGCAGAGGAACACGGCAGCAACGGGCAGGGCCGCGGGCAGGAUGCUCGCAGAAAAGCGCGGGAGCAGCAUGCAUCUCCCACCGGCUCGGUAGGCUCCGAUGAUCAUGCCCACCGAGUUCUCAAGAGCGAGUUCAUUGAGAGAGACAACAGGAAGUACUUUCUGGACCUCAAGGAGAACCAGAGAGGUAGGUUCCUCCGCAUACGGCAGACCGUCAGCAAAGGCCACGGCUCCAUGGGCUACUAUGGCCAGGGCAUCGAGCAGACCAUCGUUCUGCCCGCACAGGGUCUCAUCGAGUUCAGAGACGCCCUGUCCCAGCUCAUCGAGGACUACGGGGAGGAAGAGGUGGACGAGCAUGGCCGACUGGGCUCCAGGACUCGCCUCGAUAACCCCGAGCUCCCGGAGGCAGCGUCCUUCCGAGUGGACAACAAACGCUUUUACUUCGAUGUGGGGUCAAACCGCUACGGGGUCUUCUUAAAAAUAAGUGAAGUGCGCCAGCCGUACAGGAACACCAUCACGGUUCCGUUGAAAGCCUGGGCUCGGUUCGGAGAAAACUUCAUCAGGUAUGAGGAGGAAAUGCGGAGGAUCUUCUCAUGCCACAAGGAGAAGAGGACAGAAGACCAACAGGACAGCAUAGAGCAGGAGGACUGACCUCUGCACCCUCCACACACAUGGCCCAACCUUCCACAUGCCAUGUGCUGUCUCCACAAGUAGGCUGAUUUACCAAGGGCUGGUAAACAUCUACCCUGCCAAGAAGUGAUCCAUUCAUCGCCUUAUAGCAACACCUGAUUCAUCUACUGCUGCUGAUGCACUUUAACCAGGAGCAGCCUGGGAAUGAUUAGGGGCUCUGUGGACUUUAACCCACAUUUGCCUUUUAAAUUUAAGAAUGCACUGUACAGAUGGUUAUUAAUAAAAAAAUCGUUACAGUGAUGUGGUAUUGCUGGUAAUAGAUGAGCUUUAGAGUUGACCAUUGUUAAUGUUGGCACCCUAAAUAUUACCUAGUAUUUUUGUGGCAAGCAGAAGUGCAGAGAAGUGCAAACUGCAACAAUCAAAAGGGUCCUUAUAAACAUAGGAUGGAUAUCUAUAUUUGAGUCAAAACAAAAGUUGAGGUAGUUGCCUGAGAAAUUUGCUGGGUUGUUUGCGAUAUCCUGAUGGUUGGGGCCUGAGUUAGUCCCAUAAGUGCAAUAAAUACCUGUCAAUGCUUACAGCCUCACUGACCUGGGGAAAAGUAUGGUGUCGUGAGCUGUAGGUGUUGAUCCAAUGGAAUAAUAUAUUUAUAAUUAUCACAACAACUAGGCAAGAGAAACAUUGGUGUGCCAAUGCAUGCUGCCAGUGAAAUGGUUAUGCUGGUGUUGUGACUUGUUUUGUUUUCUGAUGUAGAGUUUAGUCCUUCAGUUUACUGUUCAAGUGUAAAUGGACAACAGAAUUCUGGGUUUGACCUUGUGUUUCUCUUUAUAUCAGGUUAUGUUCCGGUAUUCUUACGUACUGUUAUCAGUGAAGACAUGAUCUGGUCUUUGUCUUCUCAUGUGCACUGGAGAAUUGCAGGGUGUGUUGAGUUCUCCAGAUCAUUAAAAAUCCCAACAUACAAGGAUUAAUGUGUGUAUGUAGACACAGUUCAUUGCUGUAAUGUGCACUGGCAGUUUAACAUCCAUCAAAAGAUACCAAAACUGCACAGUAGAUGUUAGAUCUUCACAUUGGCAAGCUCUGGGUCAGUUAGAGGCAACUUAUGCAGUGAUGCAAACCUGCAGAGCAGUCUAUUGAGUGCAGAAUCACUGACCGGAUGUCAGAUGCUGCACGUAAAAUCCAUUGGUGCUUAGAGUUGCACCACUAGUUUCUCUUUCUGAAACUAGUCAGUUUCAGAAAGAGAACUGAACUUGUGAGCAGUCCAGAGUGUGCUUUUUAAUGAGCCAAACUAUCAGUGCAGUUGUUGCUGAAAGAACCAACAAGACUCAAAGGAGGCAAAACAAAUCUAUAACUGUGAGGCUUGAGUAGAUUUCUUGCAGUUAGUUGAUGGAACGCAGUAUAGUCUUUGGGUGAAGCUAGUCUGAUCCAUCUUUGGGUGUCAUUAGACAAGACUAAAUCCAUGCAUGAUAUUUGAGACAUUUUUUUGCCAUGAAACAUAAAACUGUCGAAGGAAUUACUUAGCUGAAUGUGUAUUCAAAAAACAACUUUAAACAUAAAAAUGUCAUGAGAGAUGGCAAAAGGAAGACGUAGCACAAGCAGCUACAUAUUGUCUUCUAAGAUGUGAAUUUUAGAUUUUUCUACAUGUCUUCUGUUUGGCACACAAACAUGAUCAACUGGAAGCAAAUGUAAAAACAGCCCUGGAAAACAAAAAAAAAAUUCUGCUGAAGGCAUUUUUAGGCACGGUUCAUUCAUUUAAAAGAUGAAAGUGAUGCAUGAUAGAGGAAAGAUUUUUUUAAAUAAUCUACUUCCACUUCUAAUGUCCAGAUUGCAAAUAAUUACAAUAAGAGACUCCACACCACCUGGUGCAGUGACACCUUUAAUUACAACUUUGCAUUAUUUUACCCUGAAAGUGUCUCCUUAUUGGAUUUUACAAGCAUUUUUAGGUCAUUGUUCGACAUGCCAUCUGAUGCUUCACACACACAGGAAUGCCCAGAAUGAAUAAGUUCUUGUCAUGUUGGAAGAUGUGUGUAUAGUGGCGAUGCAGACUGAUGGUUACUGCCUUGAACAGCCCACACACUGCAAACAAGCAUGUUUGCAGACAUGUUUAAUUUUUAUCUAAUUAUUCUGAUUCUGGUUUAAUCAAGGUGAAUUUACAUUAGUCAGCUUCUUUAUAUGAUAAUUGAAGUAGCAGUAGUGGAAAGGAGACCAACACUGGAUUAGACAGAAAAAAACAUUGCUGUUUAUUGUCCAUCCACCUGAAUACAGUCAGUCUCCUGCUGCUGAGGACACAAAUUUACAUUUGUUGUACCUCAAAAGAAAUGUAUACUCAUCAGUCACCAUAUUACAUAUAUAUUCAUAUACAUAGUACCAGGAGUUCAUCUUGUAAUCUGUUUGUUGCCUGUUCAAAUCCCUGCUCCAUCUAUCUAAGUUGUUGUGUCCUUGGGGAAGAUGGCUCACCUACUGAGUGGCCAUUUGAGGUUUUGUUGCUUAUCUUCCUUACCAGACAAAGAUAAGCAAUUGCUGCUCACUGAAUUUUCUUUUUGUUCCCUGACAAUUUUCUUUAAUCAGAAGAGAUGGUUAUAGGGGAAAAUCUCAGCAGACUGGUUGGUAAGACUCAGACCAGUCUGUCAUCAACAGCAUGUCACUCUUCUUUCUUCCCCAUCCUGGUGAUCUUCAGCAAGUAAUUUUAAUAGCAUCUAAAUGCUAUGAGUUACUGCCAUGUGAUUGGCUCAUCCAUUACUUGUGUUUCAAGCUUUCAAUCAGGUCUAUCUAAUAAUGUGGCUAAUGAGUGUAUGCUCUUCAUGCUGCAGUGGACUGUGUAUCCCACUGUUCACAUUGGGUUUCCUGUGUAAAUGUAUUUGGUUGCUGGACAUUUUCAUGAUAUAGUAUAGAGUGUAGAGUGGGGAAAUCUUUUAUUUACAUCUAAAGUAAAGGAAAAAUCUUUGGAGCUCUCUAAUUUUCCAGCAUCUUAUAAUUCAAAGAUUCAAGGAAUCUAAUAAACACUUAGCUUUUAAAAUGAGGUGAAGGAUGUUUGGCAGAUGGUAAAAAUGAAUUUGGUUUUGUCAUAACAUUAAGCUCUUUUUGAUUUAGUGCAUUUGAUCAACUUGUUCUGUGUUGAUCUGAUGCAUGUUUUGUUAUUGAAGCACUUCUGAGGUUUUUCACCACACUGCUUUCAGUGCUAAUCCAGCUCCGGAGCUCUAGCUGGAGCCAUGUCUUACCAGGUUCUAUAAAAAAAAACAUGGCAAAAAACCUACUUGGUAGUCAGACAGCUUCCUUAGGGCCACAUCAUUACAUCACUGAGAGUAGCUCUUUCGGUAAAUUUUGGAUUGCGAAAUUCUUUCAGAAUGUCAGCAUUUGGACUUUGGAGCUUUCCAGUAUUUCCUUCCAAAUUGGACCAUGUAAAUUGUAAAAGAUGUUGUUGCACUUAAAGUACAGAGAGACAUUUCUGAAGGAAGCAGCAACGCAAACAGAACUUCGGCAGGAUGUUGCAAUCCCCCUUUUUAAAUCAGUAUCAGCUAGGAAUUUUGAUAAAACCCAACAAUGUUGAUUAAAUGGAGGGCCAACUGGUGUUAAAAACCUGGCUGACUGUUAAAGUAGCUCUAUGCAGUGUUUUGAUCUCAUUAUAUUACAUAAAGAAAGAUGUUAAAACAGAGAGAGAAAAGAAACACUGAGCUUUGCUGUUAGAUGAACCUGAAUAAAUGCAGAAUAUUUAAUGUUUGCUGCCCUUUUCGGAGGGUCUGGUGAAGACUGUCAAUUUAUUUUCAGUAACUUGUUUUACUUUUUUAUAUAGAGAAACAUACGAGAUAUAUCAUACUUUGUAUCAUUCAAAGCACAAUCUAUUUUAGAAAUUAGAAAUUAAUUUUCCCUUAGAUAAUUCUUGUCUAAGCUAAAAUUUAAUUUGAGGAAUAUGAAGUGUACACUGUAAAAAAGUAAACAUCUCUAAAAUCCCACCAGCUGUGUUUGACAGAAUUUUACCGUAUUUAUACGGUAAAUCAAUUUAUGCUGUGUUUUGGAGCUGGAAAUGAAGGUUUGAUAACUGUAAUCUAGCAACUUUCACUACAUUCUAUAUGAGUGUAGCCAUAGUAGAUAGCAAACGAUGGCUGUUCUGCAAAUGUUCUAGUGAGACUUUUGAAAAUCCAACUUCAGAAUAAUAGGGUAUCACAUUAGUAGUAACGUCCUGUAAAGGCAAGACAGUCAUCAGUUUGGUAAAAUGAGUGUUAUUGAAAAUACUGCAAAGAAAAUCUGCACUUUUAUUGAAAUUAUUUCUGGCAGAAGGACCACUGAUAAUUCUAAUAUUAGCAUAAAUUGACAAUCAUUGAUCACAAUGACUAUCAGCUGCACACAAACCCCCCUACACCCCCAUGAUAUCCUGAUUCUUUAUUAAGGUUGUGCCUGAAAGUGUCAACCUGCAGAUUAAUUCAGCCCACACACAACCUGCAAAGUCUUAGUUUUACAAGGACCAGUUGAACCAAUUAAGGUGGGCUAGUUAAACCAGCAGGCACAUCUAGAGCUGAUGUAAGCUUUCAGAAAUAAAGCCAGCCUCAGAACCACAGGACUGAAGCAGAACUCUGUGGUUGACAUCCUUACAUCAUGUGUUUCAGACAACUCACAUACCAAAGGUUACAAUAAAUAAGAGGUAUGCUGUGUUAUUUCUAAUGAAGGGUAAGGUGCGGAUUGGUGGGUUUCAAUAUGCUAUUUUGUCUGUUUCCAUUGUAAAAGUGGCCCAUACAACUGACCCAUACAGCACUGUUCCUGGGCAGUCUUCAGUUGUAGGUCCAUAGGAAAAUGGUACAGUACAGAUAUGGUGUUACACUGCAGAGUCCAUUGAUUGGGUGACGGCACUGACCGUUCCAUCACAACCUGAACCUGUGAAGCUGGUUUAAACUUUCAUCACUGUAUCAUUUUGCAGCUCAUAAGCCAGCAGCCCUCCUUGCCACUUUGAUCCUUUCAAAACUCAAACCAGAAAAUGUUUAAUCCUUGACUUCAGUUAUUUUGUAAACUGGACUUUAGUUGUAGAUUGACUACACACUUUAAAAGAAGUAGUGUUUCAUAAUCUGAGUGGUUUCUUUCAGCAGUAAAAUGUCUCUGUGGAGAAAUGGAACAUGGUUGAGGAGACAGCCUGAACAUCCAUGGCUUUGGCUUAUACGACUUUAAAUAUUUACCACAGAUUCACUAAAUACCUGAGACUGAGUCCAAAAAGAUCAGAUGCCUUUAUAUUGGAAAAAAACAACCCUCAAUGUUAUAAUGGUCAUAAUGUUAUGGCUGAUCAGUUUAAAAUAAGAUAUUGUUUGCAGUUCUGAACAAUUUGUUCAGAACUGUUGUUUGAUUAUAAACAAGAAAAUUGCACUUAAUCUGAAAUUUAUACAGCUGAUUAAGAUAUGUUAGACUGAAUUAAUGUGUUCUGUUCUACAGCGUAUACAGCACAAUCCUAGUCCAUGCAAUAAAAAGAAUGUUUGGAGGCAACUGCAAUUAUUGAAUUAAAUGACUGACGGAGUGAAUUUGACAAUAUGAUACUGUACAUUUUUUUUUUCAAAUCACUUAAAAGAGAAACCCACAUGCUAUUUUUAACUCUUUAGAAAUAUUUGUUGCUCAAACAGAGCAGGUCUUGGUCAGCCUGUCUUUAGAUCUGUCGGUAUUUAACAAUGGGAAGCAUACACAAAAACUUAGAUUCUAAAUUUAAAAGAGGUUUAUUAAAGCAAUCCAUGUGCAUGUACAGGGCUGACACUGAUAUCACAGCUAAAGGUUCAACUCUGGUCAAAGCUGCUAAGACUCAAGUAUGUGAUCCAGCUGACUUAUCAGUCUCUAAACACAAAAGACAACAUUUUAUAUUUUUAUAAAGUCUUAUUAUUCACAUUUAUUAUUCAUAUUUUAAUCAAAGGCACUUUCCCUUAUAAGCUUUCUAAAUAAAUAACAACAGUGCAAGUACCAGAAGUCAAAUUCUGCAAUCUAUCUAAAGAUUAAAAAUGUCUCUGUAACCAUCUGGUUCUUGUUUUCAGUGGACAUGACGUGGAUGGCUACAGGAUUCUGAAACCUGAACUGCUGAUCUGGUGUUUUCUAGUUUUGAUGCCUUAAAGGUCCUUUUCAACAUAUCUCUGCUCACUUUCAUUUUUGUACUUUUUAUUUUUAGCAGACUGAAACAUUAAAAAUAGCCAAAGGCAAAAUAAAAAAGGAGCUCUAAUCAAUAUAUGUGCCAUUUGUCACAUCUAGAAAGAAAAUGCAGAUUUUUUUAAAGGAAAACUUUAACUUGACAAAGUGUUUGUGUUCAUGUGCGGUUGUGCAGAGUGAUGUGAACAUAGGCGUACUGAAGAAGACAUUCUGCUUGUCCUGUUGUAUUAUGCAUUUGGUUGUAAACUGGAAAAUGUAGAGAUGUUGAUGUUUGGCCUUCUUUAAAAAAGCAACUAAGAAAAAUAAAGAAAAGAUGAAAAGGUAUACAUUUAGAUAAAUGUAAGACACUGGUGUGUUCUGUAGUUCUGUAAACUAAGGCUUCUGAAACAAGGAAAUGUUGUACUCUAGCACUUUCUUUAAUGUGUACUGUAUUCAGUUCAAAUUUACAUGUAAAGUACUGUAUGAAUAAUCAUUACUUGCCUUGUGACAUUUUAAUCAAUGCUACAUUUAGAAAUGUUAUCUAAGAACAUGAUUUUAUAGUGUAUGCAUGCUAGUGGUUGGGUACCAGUGCAAAAGGAUAACUAUGAAAAAUGGUGCUAUGUAAUAAUGGUGCUUCUGUGGACCCCAGCCAAAUGCAUGCACAGAGGAUCUAUUAAAGGAUGGAAAAAAAGAGAACAUGUCCUUCUGCUGUUCUCAAGUAGUGCUGCUUCCCAAAGAUGUUCCAAGGACUGGAAAAAUCCAACAGUCUCUUAAAGUGCAACAACCCUUCAACACUGGCUUACAGUUGGACUUCUGACUUCUCAGUGUUUUCUCUGCUUCUUUUCCUUCCAACAUGUGUUCAUAGUCCUCUUAGUCUGUAGGCAGGUAUUUUACCUAAGCAGAGAAUGUUUGUGUUGUACAGAUUUUUGUUUAUCUGAGCCUCUUUACUGAAAGCCUUUGAAGACAGGUAUUUCCAAUCUUAUUCAUAUGGCAUAGUAUUUUGAGACAUAUAGCAGUGUCAAUUCCAGACUAAAUUAACCAGGGAAGCCAUGGUGGGGCGAAAAAAGUAAAUAAAAAAACAGGGCAGUAUUUAAUAGAUUAAUACUUUUGGUGAGUCAAAUAGACACUUUUGGCCCUGGAGCUGUAGGUUGCAGAUCCCUGAUCUGGCAAAUAAAAAGUUGGUCCAAGGGACCAAUACGUUCUUAUAAUGAUACGCUAACAAAUAUUAAUGCAAGACACUGAUCCGGUAUUGUAUGUCAGUACAGAGAUCAUUACAGGGGCUAGAACCAAUUCUCCAGGUCACUGGCCCCUGUUGGCCUGUAUCUAGAACCACCUAUACCCAUAGUAAGGGAUAACUAACUUCUAGGAUUGCUUACAGUAAGGCUUGCCUCUAACUGCCAUUCCAAACUUCCCCUGUUCUUAGCAAAACCAGAACCAGGAUUAGCUCAACCAGUCUGAGUCGCUGAACAUCAGUAAGUACUGUAAACCAAGAGGCUCUCAAACUGUUGGGCCACCUAGUUAUGAAGUGCCAAAGUCCAUCAGGUCUAAUUAUAGAUGAAUACGAUCCACAGACAAUCUGACAUCAUUUUGUACUUUCCAUUCUUCAGGUCAUGUGAUCAAAACACAAUUUUUAUGUAGCACAGUUACUGAACUACAAACAUCGCAGUGUUUAAAAAGUAAAACAUGUUUGAGCUUGGAAACCUUUGUGUUGAUUAUUGAUGUAACUUGUUUGAAAGAAGAAAAUGUGUACAUUUGUUAGUUGUACUAAUCAGUGCUCCCUUUCUGUUUCUCAGUAAUUAAACGGUAUCCAGCAUUAUCGCUACUGGUGCCACACUAC